AUAAAAAGGAAAGUUAUCUUUUUGACAAAAUGUACAGAUUUGUGAAAUCUUUGUCUCUUCUCUCUCUUUCUUUCUUCUUUGGUUAUUUUCUAACCAAACACAUUUUGGAGUCUGUCUGAGGAGGAGAGUGUAAUAAGAAGAAGAAUAGAAGAAUGGGUGUGGAUUUGAGACAAGUGGUGGCUGGAAUCCUCACCAUUACCAUGUUUGUAAUGCUCGGACAAAUGCUUCAUAGAGACUACUUUGAUGCUGUUCAGGUUCAAGGAGAUGCACAUGAUAUUGUAUUCCAUGGAUCAAAAGUAGCUCUUAAAGAAGAUGGACUUGUUAGAUCAAGUGAAGGGCCUUGGAUGGAGAAUAGCCAUCAACUUAAACCCUGUUGGUCAAUAUCUCAACCUGAUGAAGAGGUAUCGUCAAAGGGUUAUGUUACAUUCUCCUUAACCAAUGGUCCUGAGUACCAUAUCUCUCAGAUUACUGAUGCUGUGAUGGUGGCGAAGCAUCUUGGAGCAACGCUUGUGCUCCCUGAUAUAAGAGGAAGCAAACCUGGUGAUGAAAUGAACUUUGAAGACAUCUAUGAUGUGGACAAACUCGUUAAAAGCUUAGAAAGCGUUGUCAAAGUUGUGAAGAAACUCCCAAGCCACGUUUCUUUAAGAGACAUCGCCAUUGUUAAGGUUCCUACAAGAGUUGCAGAAGACUACAUCAAGGAGCAUAUCGAUCCCAUCUUCAAAUCAAAAGGGAACAUCAGAGUCACAACCUAUUUCCCUUCCGUGAAUCUGAGGAAAUCAUCUCUGGACGGUGAGACCGACCCGGUUUCUUGUUUGGCAAUGUUUGGUUCCUUGGAGCUGCAACCAGGAGUGAAUGAUCUGGUGGAGUCGAUGAUUCAGCGGCUUAAGACACACAGCAAGAACUCUGAUGGCCGUUUCAUAGCCAUAGACUUGAGGGUUGAGAUACUUGAGAAGAAAAACUGCCGUGAAACAGGUGCAGCUGGAUCCAAAACCUGUUACAACGCACAAGAGAUCGCAUUGUUCUUGAGGAAGCUUGGGUUUGGCGGUGAUACAACUAUAUACCUGACUCAGCCAAGAUGGGAGAGCAGCCUCAACAUUCUUAAGGACAUUUUCCCUAAAACGUUUACUAAGGAGGCUAUAGUACCGGAAGACAAGAAGUCGAAGUAUCUUGAGUUGGAAAAUUCAGAGUAUGAAAAUGUUAUUGACUUCUACAUAAGUUCAAGGAGUGAUGUAUUUGUGCCGGCCAUUCCCGGUCUGUUUUACGCUAAUACAGUUGGUAAAAGGAUAGCUUUAGGCAAGCCUCAAGUGUUGGUUCCAGCAGAGAUCUCAGGAACGUCUGGUCUUUCUACUGAUUACAUCUCUCCCUACAUCUCAAAGAAGAAUCACUUGGCGUAUUCAUGCUUCUGCUGAACUUCUCUGGUCUCAUUUACGAGGGGAAGUGCUUUUGCCAAGAAAAACCAUGAAAGGGUCUUCUCACCAAGUGAAAAGCCAUCUAGUUACCAGAGGGGUUCCGGUUGUUUAUUGAUAAGUUUAGUUCGGUACAAAUUCGAUUUUUUAGUCAAGUAUAUUCUCUCAUUGGGCUUGUCUUGUUUAGGAAAGGUAACUUUCGUAAUUUACAGUUUGAAUUGAAUCUAUUGGCUCAUAGUUUUUUCUUCCUAGUC
Messenger RNA from Raphanus sativus (radish), 1660 nucleotides. Its product is annotated as protein MANNAN SYNTHESIS-RELATED 2. NCBI's taxonomy places the organism in Eukaryota, Viridiplantae, Streptophyta, Magnoliopsida, Brassicales, Brassicaceae. The transcript is spliced from 6 exons. The coding region runs from base 153 to 1409 and encodes 418 amino acids. The record is from RefSeq and is a predicted model, not a curated record.